AUGAGUGAGAGGUACGCUCAGAGCAGAAGCAGAGGGGCUGUUCUUGUCAUGGUGCUGGUGGUCUGCCUAUGGGACAUGCUGCUGCCAACAGAGGGCUCCUUAGCAACACAUCAGGUCCGGACAGGGACAUGUGAAGUGGUGGCGCUGCAUCGCUGCUGCAACAAAAACAAGAUCGAGGAACGCUCACAAACUGUCAAGUGUUCCUGUUUCCCUGGGCAAGUGGCCGGCACGACCAGAGCUGCACCCUCAUGUGUAGACGCCUCGAUAGUGGAACAGAAGUGGUGGUGUCAGAUGCAUCCGUGCCUUGAUGGAGAGGAGUGCAAAGUGCUUCCUGAUCUGAAGGGCUGGAGCUGCGCUACAGGCAACAAGAUCAAAACUACCAAGAUUUCUGCAGACAGAGACCAACUAUGGUAACGCCAGAGAUUACACUGUGGAUUUCAGGUAAAGUGUUGUUGCUUGGAUCAUCACAAGAGAAGAAAGUGAUACAGUGGACCUUUCUGUAAAUAGAGACUCAAGUUCUAUGGAACAUAACUAAUAUUUUGGACAUAAUGAUGAAUGCUUCGUGACAAACAACCC
Messenger RNA from Boleophthalmus pectinirostris (great blue-spotted mudskipper), 576 nucleotides. Its product is annotated as chemokine-like protein TAFA-2. The coding region runs from base 1 to 414 and encodes 137 amino acids. NCBI's taxonomy places the organism in Eukaryota, Metazoa, Chordata, Actinopteri, Gobiiformes, Gobiidae. The transcript is spliced from 5 exons. Gene Ontology annotation, molecular function: receptor ligand activity. The record is from RefSeq and is a predicted model, not a curated record.